AUGUCAAACCAAGAUGUGGAUUUAGACUCCAUUAUAGAUCGCUUGUUGGAGGUUCGAGUCAACCGUCCAGGAAAACAAGUUCAGUUGGCUGAGAAUGAAAUCCGCUUUUUGUGUAACAAAGCCCGUGAAAUAUUUAUAAGCCAACCCAUACUACUAGAGUUGGAAGCUCCCCUCAAGAUUUGUGGUGAUAUUCAUGGUCAAUAUUACGACCUUUUACGACUGUUUGAGUAUGGUGGCUUCCCACCAGAGGCAAACUACUUGUUUUUGGGUGACUAUGUAGACCGCGGUAAGCAAAGUUUGGAGGUCAUUUGCUUGUUGCUUGCCUACAAAAUUAAGUAUCCGGAAAAUUUCUUUAUCCUCCGUGGUAAUCAUGAAUGUGCUAGUAUCAACCGUAUCUAUGGCUUUUACGACGAAUGCAAGCGCCGUUACAACAUCAAACUUUGGAAAACAUUUACUGAUUGUUUUAACUGCCUUCCAAUCGCUGCCAUUAUUGACGAAAAAAUAUUUACUAUGCAUGGUGGACUUUCUCCGGAUUUGAACUCCAUGGACCAAAUCCAGCGCAUCAUGCGCCCCACAGACGUUCCCGACACUGGUCUACUUUGCGACCUUUUGUGGUCCGAUCCUGACAAUGACCUGACUGGUUGGGGUGACAACGAUCGCGGUGUUUCGUUUACAUUUGGUCCUGAUGUUGUGUCUCGAUUUUUGCAUAAACACGACAUGGAUCUUGUUUGUCGAGCACACCAGGUUGUUGAGGACGGCUACCAGUUUUUCUCGAAACGCCAAUUGGUCACUUUGUUCAGUGCUCCCAAUUAUUGUGGUGAAUUCGAUAAUGCUGGUGCUAUGAUGAGUGUAGAUGAAAGUCUUCUUUGCAGUUUCCAGAUAUUAAAACCAGCAGAGAAAAAACAACGUUACAGCGGUUACCAAGGAAUGGGUCAGAACUGGCACAUAAAUACACCUCGGAAAGGUAAGGCAGGAAACUCAAAAUAA
Schizosaccharomyces osmophilus is the source of this 987-nucleotide messenger RNA. RefSeq names its product serine/threonine protein phosphatase PP1 catalytic subunit Dis2 (gene dis2). The record is from RefSeq and is a predicted model, not a curated record. Gene Ontology annotation, molecular function: protein serine/threonine phosphatase activity. Gene Ontology annotation, cellular component: cytoplasm; nucleus. The coding region runs from base 1 to 987 and encodes 328 amino acids. The transcript has 3 exons. NCBI's taxonomy places the organism in Eukaryota, Fungi, Ascomycota, Schizosaccharomycetes, Schizosaccharomycetales, Schizosaccharomycetaceae.